CAAUUUCUUAGCUAAUCUCCCACUUGACUCGCAUCGAUUUUUUGUCUCUUUCUCUCAAAAUAAAAAAUAGAAAAAGUUUGUAAUCUCACUUUCUAUCGUUUUCUCUCCUCCCAAACACUCUCUUGCUAACAUCCAAGGAAAAAAAAGCGAUAACGAAGAAAUCUUAUGUAGGUCCGAUUCUUGAUUUCAUGAAGAUCUAGGGUGUCCAACGCUUUCUCAGUUCCCAAUCGAAGUUUCUCUUUUCAUAUUUUUUUAAUUAAUUACUAAAAUUAAAUUCCUUACCUUAAAUCUGGUGUGUUUUUUUAAAAGAAGAUUAAUUUACUUUUUAGCUGAUUUUUCAUUUGAUCUGUGCGGAAGAACUUUGUUUGAGCUGCGUUUUGGUUAUGCAAAGAAAAGGAAAUGGAGGCAGUUGUUGUUGGAGAUAUAGCGUCUUUGGAUGCGGAGCUAUUGCAUCUCCAGGAGAUGUCUCCUUUAGCUCUCAAAUCCUAUCCUGAAUUCACUCAAAAGCUUUUCGAACAGUGGCUUUCGCUUCCUGAAGCUAACAAGCUGGUAACAUCAUUGGUUAAUGAUGCAAAGGCGGGUAAUCCCUUGAAUGUUCCUGCAAACACUUCCGGUGGAGGCUCUCCCUCAAGCAAUUCGUUACCUUCCAUGUUUCCUGCUGGCAGUGCUCCUCCCCUUUCACCAAGAAGUACAUCUGGUUCGCCUCGUAUAACAAAACAAAGGGCUGGUCUUUCAAACUUGGGUUCUCCCCUGAAAGUAGUUAGCGAGCCUGUGAAAGAGUUUAUACCUCAGUUUUACUUCAAAAAUGGCCAUCCACCUCCAAAUGAUCUAAAAGAACAAUAUAUGUCUCGGAUCAGUCAGUUCUUUGCUGGCCACCCGGAGGGACUACAACUGCAAGAAUUCAAACUAGUGACCAAGGAAGUAUGCAAACUGCCUUCAUUUUUCUCCCCAUCACUUUUCAAAAAAAUUGAUGUUAAUAGCACUGGUUUGGUCACAAGAGAUGCAUUUGUUGAUUAUUGGGUCAAUGGAAACUUGUUGACGAAGGAUGUAGCAACUCAAAUUUAUACAGUACUAAAACAACCAUAUCUCAAGUACCUUGUUCAGGAUGACUUCAAACCUUUACUCCAAGAACUAUUGGCAACUCAUCCUGGGUUGGAGUUCUUACAGAGUACACCUGAGUUUCAGGAAAGAUAUGCUGAAACUGUUAUAUACAGAAUAUAUUACUACAUAAAUAGAUCUGGGACUGGUCACCUCACUCUUAGAGAAUUGAAACGUGGGAACUUGAUUGAUGCCAUGCUACAUUGUGAUGAGGAAGAGGACAUUAAUAAAGUUUUGAGGUACUUUUCAUAUGAACAUUUUUAUGUAAUAUACUGCAAGUUUUGGGAGCUGGAUACAGAUCAUGAUUUCUUGAUUGACAAGGAGAACCUUAUCAGAUAUGGUAACCAUGCGCUUACCUACAGAAUUGUCGAUAGAAUAUUUUCUCAGGUCCCAAGAAAGUUUACCAGUAAGGUUGAAGGAAAGAUGGGUUAUGAAGAUUUUGUUUACUUCAUCCUUGCAGAGGAGGACAAGUCAUCUGAGCCUAGUCUUGAGUAUUGGUUCAAGUGCAUAGAUUUGGAUGGCAAUGGAGUUCUAACUCGUAAUGAAAUGCAAUUCUUUUAUGAGGAGCAGUUGCACCGAAUGGAAUGCAUGGCACAGGAGCCUGUGCUCUUUGAGGACAUCUUGUGUCAGAUGAUUGACAUGAUUAAACCGCAGGAUGAGAGUUAUAUCAUGUUGCGUGACCUGAAAGGUUCUAAACUAUCUGGAAGUGUUUUCAAUAUCCUUUUCAAUCUUAACAAAUUCAUGGCUUUUGAAACUCGCGAUCCAUUCCUCAUUCGUCAGGAGCGUGAGAAUCCUACAUUGACAGAAUGGGACCGUUUUGCACAUCGAGAAUAUAUUAGGCUUUCAAUGGAAGAUGAUGUUGAAGAUGCCUCCAAUGGAAGUGCUGAAGUUUGGGAUGAAUCACUUGAGGCUCCCUUCUAAGUUGAAUAGGGUGCUCAGAGAAGAGCUCAACACACUUCUUCUAUGCUGGGCACCAGAAAGACAAAUGUCGCCUUGAAUCGACGAGGAAGCUACAUCUAGUCUCAUUGGAGGAACGUAAGAUGUACCCUUGAAGCACCAUUGACGGAUUUUCAGGUUCAGCUAACAGGAUGAAUCAAGCAAUUGGAGGCUGACUUUAUCUAAAGAACUCCCACCAUCAAAGAGUUUAUGCAGGGAGGUAAUUGAUUAAAAUCCAGAUUUAAAGAAGCUCAGAACAUUAUUAAUUACCCUUUCCAUUCUCAAAUUCUAAGAUACAAUCUAAGUCCGUCUAGUCCUCUGUUAAGUCCCGGUUGCUUUGUUUCAUACUUGGAAUGUUAUAAUUGAGCGUAGCAAUUUUGGUUUGGAUAAAGGUCGUCUAGCAAUUCAAUUUUAGUUGUUUUACCCUUUUCAUUUUAAUUUAGGACUCUAUCAGUUAGCUCGACUGUGCUAUUGUGAACAUAGGUUAAGUAAUUGACUUAUUUAUCUGUGAAUUCGAAAAUUCCGUGCUUGUUAUGAUAUAAAAAGAUAGGAAGUAGUAUUGAAGCUUUUUCGUA
Messenger RNA from Gossypium raimondii (Peruvian cotton), 2609 nucleotides. Its product is annotated as probable serine/threonine protein phosphatase 2A regulatory subunit B''delta. Gene Ontology annotation, biological process: protein dephosphorylation. Gene Ontology annotation, molecular function: calcium ion binding; protein phosphatase regulator activity. The transcript has 13 exons. Lineage: Eukaryota; Viridiplantae; Streptophyta; Magnoliopsida; Malvales; Malvaceae. Bases 400 to 2019 code for a protein of 539 amino acids. Gene Ontology annotation, cellular component: protein phosphatase type 2A complex. The record is from RefSeq and is a predicted model, not a curated record.